AUGAGGAUUCACCUUGAUAUUCCGGUUCUUCAUAAGCCAAAUAUUCUUCUUGAUCCAUCCACGAAAUAUGAAGGAGAAAGAAAUGAAAGAGGGCAAAGAAAUGGCAGAGGAAAAGCCCUUUUACCGAAUGGUGAUAUGUACGAAGGAAAUUAUUGCAAAGGUUUCAGACACGGAAAAGGAAUUUAUGUUUUUAAAAAUGGGGCCAGAUACAAUGGGGAGUGGAGAAAGGGGGAAAAAUAUGGCCAGGGGAUUUUUUGGUAUCCGGAUGGUACUCGAUAUGAAGGCGAUUGGAAGCGUGAUAUGAAAAAUGGAUUUGGCGCUUAUUAUUAUGUGAAUGGAGAUAUUUAUGAAGGUUCAUGGAAGAGAAAUUUUCGUCAUGGAUUAGGAACCUAUUUUUAUUCAGAAACCGGUACGAAAUUUAUGGGCACCUGGAUUCAAGAUCGCAUGCAAGGACCAGGACAACUUAUUCAUCCUCGUCAUCGAUAUCACGGAUUUUGGGAAUUAAACUUGCCUUAUGGUCGAGGAUGUUUUACUUUCGAAAAUUCUUCAAUGUUGCAUGGACAUUAUAUUCACGUCGAAGAUCCAAAUCGUCGAGAAGAUGACGAAAAAAAUCGUAAAGAACAAGUAAAUGAACUCGAAAAUUCGGAGGAAAAUCGAGAAAUGUCAAAAUCGAAAUUUGAGGAACCAAUUCCCCUGAAAGAGGGAAUUUUUGCUGUAUGGAGGGCUCGGAAUGUCACGGUUUUCGAUCCGGAUUUACUUCCACCUGAACCGAUGCCAUUACAAGAAGAGGUU
Molecule: messenger RNA, 792 nt
Organism: Belonocnema kinseyi
Lineage: Eukaryota; Metazoa; Arthropoda; Insecta; Hymenoptera; Cynipidae
Product: radial spoke head 1 homolog
Exons: 6
Biological process (GO): spermatid development; axoneme assembly
Cellular component (GO): motile cilium; nucleus
Source: RefSeq, a predicted model, not a curated record